CUGCAAGACAGAAAGACAGAGCAGAGCUAUCUAUUUAUAUCAUCCAACCCCAGGCUCUCUCUGUACAUCUCUCUCUCUCUCUCUCUCUAUCUAUCUAUCUAUAUAUAUAUAUCUCCAGAGUCUCCAUUUGAGACCAAGCUUUAAGAAGCUCCAUCAAAUUUGAAGGCAGAGAGAUAGUUGAUUUGAGACACCAAAAUGGGGAGAUUUUCAAUACCCAUCAUGAUUGGGUUUGUGGUGGUGUUAUUAAGCUUGUGGGUAGGCAUUACAGAAGAAGCAGAGUAUAUGAAAUACAACGACCCAAAACAGCCAUUGAAUGUUAGAAUCAAUGACCUAAUGAAACGAAUGACGGUGGAGGAGAAGAUUGGGCAGAUGGUGCAGAUUGAGCGCAAUGUUGCAUCAUCUGAUGUCAUGAAACAGUAUUUCAUUGGAAGUAUACUAAGUGGUGGAGGCAGUGUACCGGCUCCAAAGGCUUCUGCCGAAACUUGGGUUAAUAUGGUGAAUGAUUUUCAAAAGGGUGCUGUCUCUACCCGUCUUGGAAUUCCUAUGAUUUAUGGGAUCGAUGCUGUCCACGGCCACAACAAUGUCUAUGGUGCCACCAUUUUUCCUCAUAACGUUGGGCUCGGAGUUACCAGGGAUCCUAUACUUCUCAAGAAGAUUGGGGAAGCAACUGCACUUGAAGUUAGGGCUACAGGAAUCCCUUAUGUUUUCGCUCCAUGUAUUGCGGUCUGCAGGGAUCCAAGAUGGGGCCGGUGUUAUGAAAGCUAUAGUGAAGAUCAUAAGAUUGUUCAACAAAUGACUGAAAUCAUACCCGGCUUACAAGGCGAUCUCCCUACUGCAAAUUCUCAAAAGGGUGUUCCUUUUGUUUCCGGAAAGACAAGAGUUGCAGCCUGUGCUAAGCACUUUGUGGGAGAUGGUGGCACAACCAAGGGCAUAAAUGAGAACAACACCGUGAUUGACUUCCGCGGAUUGCUCAGCAUUCACAUGCCCGCAUACAUUGACUCUAUCAGGAAAGGUGUUGCGACAGUGAUGGUAUCUUACUCAAGCUGGAAUGGAGUAAAGAUGCACGCUAACCGUGACCUUGUCACUGGAUUUCUCAAAGACAAGCUCAAAUUCAGGGGUUUCGUCAUUUCAGAUUGGCAGGGUAUUGACAGAAUUACCUCCCCGCCCCAUGCUAACUACUCGUAUUCUGUUCAAGCUGGAGUCCUUGCUGGAAUCGACAUGGUCAUGGUCCCGAACGACUUUACAGAGUUCAUCAAUGAUUUGACCCUCCAGGUGAAGAACAAUAUCAUCCCAAUGAGCAGGAUUGACGAUGCUGUGAAGAGGAUCUUGAGGGUCAAAUUCGUCAUGGGACUCUUUGAAAAUCCAAUGGCUGACAAUAGCUUAGUCAACCAACUGGGAAGCAAGGAACAUAGAGAAUUGGCUAGGGAAGCUGUGAGGAAAUCACUCGUGCUUCUAAAGAACGGUAAAGCUGGUUAUAAGCCAAUGCUUCCGCUUCCCAAAAAGGUGCAAAAGAUACUUGUUGCUGGAAGUCAUGCCGACAACUUGGGUUAUCAGUGUGGAGGAUGGACAGUUGAAUGGCGGGGUGUUAGUGGCAAUGAUCUCAUAGUUGGUACAUCAAUCUUAACUGCUGUGAAAAACACUGUUGAUCCAACUACCCAAGUCAUCUACAACGAAAACCCAGACGCAGACUUUGUCAAGUCCAACCAAUUCGCCUACGCCAUUGUGGUCGUGGGUGAAGCAACCUACGUUGAGACAUUUGGCGAUAGCAUGAGCUUGACGAUGAUAGAUCCCGGGCCAAACACCAUAAAAAACGUAUGUGGUGCUGUUAAAUGCGUUGUCAUCGUCAUCUCUGGCCGCCCUGUUGUGAUUGAGCCCUAUGUCGCGACAAUGGAUGCUCUUGUCGCUGCCUGGCUUCCAGGAACUGAAGGCCAAGGCAUUGCUGAUGUUUUGUUUGGUGAUUAUGGAUUUACUGGCAAACUUGCGCGGACUUGGUUCAAGACGGUUGAUCAGUUGCCGAUGAAUGUGGGUGAUUCGCAUUAUGAUCCUCUGUUCCCAUUCGGGUUUGGUCUGACAACUCAACCUGUCAAGAAUUGAUAUCGAUGAUUCACAAUCGCAUCUAUUAUCCUCUGCUCUGUUCUUGGAAAACUAAUUGUUUUGAGUUGAUUUGUAGAGAAAAUUCCUAAUUCGGGUUUGUUUGGUGAUUAUGAUAUAUGAUUUUGGUGUUAACGAAGCCUAAUUCCUGUUUGUUCAAUUCAUAUAUAUGCGGAUAUAGUUAUGGUAGUUA
Messenger RNA from Camellia sinensis, 2284 nucleotides. RefSeq lists its product as uncharacterized. The record is from RefSeq and is a predicted model, not a curated record. Gene Ontology annotation, molecular function: beta-glucosidase activity. Lineage: Eukaryota; Viridiplantae; Streptophyta; Magnoliopsida; Ericales; Theaceae. Gene Ontology annotation, biological process: glucan catabolic process.